Molecule: messenger RNA, 1848 nt
Organism: Cyprinus carpio (common carp)
Lineage: Eukaryota; Metazoa; Chordata; Actinopteri; Cypriniformes; Cyprinidae
Exons: 2
Coding region: 190-1848 (552 amino acids)
Source: RefSeq, a predicted model, not a curated record
GGUCAUGUGGUCGGGCCCCCUUUAGAAGACCCAUCUCGAAUAACGGAUUCGAAGGACGGAUUGAUUGGACGGAGUCCGGUGGUGGAAGCGAAGGUAUGCGGUGUUAAAAUACCCUGUUUGGUGGACACUGGAUCCCAGGUCACCUUGUUUUCUGAAAGCCUGUCACGAGAAGUAUUUGGCCAACGGAGUAUGAAAGGAAGCGACCCCUCAUGGCUGACCUUAAAGGGGGCAAAUGGACUGGACAUCCCGUACAUUGGGUACAUUGUGACUGAUGUAGAGAUUCGUGGAAUCGUUGUACCCCAGAAGGGGAUUGUGGUAGUCCAGGAUCACUGCUUGGGGACUCAUCGAGCCCUGCUGGGGAUGAAUGUGAUCGCCGAGUGCUGGGAAGAAUUGUUUCAGGCAAGGCCUGUGAAGACAAUCCCCCUGGCAGAACAACAAGAAUGGAGGCGAAUUGUUGCUGACUGCCGUCGAAUUCAGACGGCGAGGGUACGGAUGGACCGAGAAGACAUCGGCCGAGUGGCCUGCCGAUAUGCUCUCUCUAUACCUGCGAGGAGUGAGGCCCUCGUAUGGGUGAGGGUCCCCCAGCAAGAUUAUGGGCCUGAAGGCUGGGUGUUAGUCGAGCCCCACCUAGACUGUCAGAAUGUGGAGGUGGCCCGGGGAUUGGCGGUGGUCCGCCGAGGAAGAGUCCCAGUGAAGGUGCGAAAUGAGAGUCCUUACCCAAUCCAGCUGCACCGGCAUCAAAGGUUAGCCAGAGUAACGACGGUCGGCCCCCAUCAAGUGCGGGAAGAAAGGGACGUAAGUUUUCGACAGGUCUGCCCCACCGUGGUCGAGGUUGCCUUGACUCAGUCGGAUGUACCCCCGAAGAAGGCGGGGGAGGAAAUGCCCGGCCAUCUCAGGAACGAGUCCUUAAGAGGGGAGGGGUUACAGGAAGCCCAGACCCGGAAGUUGGAGGAGCUUCUGACCCGAUGGCAGCAUGUGUUUUCAACACAUGACGAGGACUACGGAUGUACAGAUGUAGUGAGGCAUCAGAUCCCCACUGGGGAGGCUGGACCCAGCCGUGAAAGGUACCGCCCUAUUCCACCCACUCUGUAUUCGGAAGUUCGUACCUUGUUACAAGGCAUGCUGGAUCGAGGGAUUGUUCGGGAAAGCAGUAGUCCUUGGGCUGCGCCCAUUGUGCUGGUCCAGAAGAAGAACGGAGCUUGGAGGUUCUGUGUAGAUUAUCGUAAGCUGAACCAGGUCACGAAGAAGGAUGCCUUUCCCCUGCCCCGAAUUGAAGACUCAUUGGCCAGUUUAACCCGAUCUGCCUGGUAUUCAACCCUGGAUUUGGCAAGUGCGAGUAGAAGAGACAGACCGGGAGAAAACUGCUUUCACCACCCCAUUCGGUCUAUUCGAGUGGGACCGGAUGCCCUUCGGGCUUUGCAACGCUCCCGCCACGUUCCAGCGGCUCAUGCAGAGGUGCCUGGGAGGCCGGCUGAUGGAGUCAACGUUGGUAUACCUCAACGACAUGCCAGUAAUUUGGGCUUGGGAGCAGUAUUGGCCCAGCGACAAGAAGGAGCGGAGCGAGUGAUCGCCUACGCCAGCAGGAGCCUCCAUCCCGCAGAGCGGAACGAUGCGAACUAUAGCUCGUUCAAACUUGAGCUGUUGGCCUUGAAGUGGGCCUUGAGUGAGAAGUUUAAAGAUUACCUGUGGGGAGCGAAGGUACAAGUUAUUACUGACAACAAUCCCCUUGUUCAUUUACAGACGGCGAAGUUGGGAGCCGUAGAGCAACGAUGGGUGGCCCAACUAGCGAAUUACGAUUACCAGCUCCAGUAUCGACCCGGAAGGGAGCAUGUGAACGCAGACGUCUAG